Molecule: messenger RNA, 336 nt
Organism: Cutaneotrichosporon cavernicola
Lineage: Eukaryota; Fungi; Basidiomycota; Tremellomycetes; Trichosporonales; Trichosporonaceae
Exons: 4
Coding region: 1-336 (111 amino acids)
Biological process (GO): cellular respiration
Cellular component (GO): mitochondrial intermembrane space
Source: RefSeq, a predicted model, not a curated record
AUGGACUUCUCCUUCGACGCAGUAGCUUCCAAGUGCGCUCACCAGAUGGCGCAGUACCAGAACUGCGUGCAGGCAAACGUGAACGGUGACUGGAGUGCCAUCUGCCGCGAACAGGGUCGUGCACUGACCAGGUGUGCUGACGAGAGCGUCCCAUACCUCGCUGAGAUGAAGCGGGCAUGCUUCACCCACAUCGAGGCAUACCGUACCUGCCUGGACACUCACGGGUCCAAGCCGGACGACGUGAUUGAGGCCGAGUGUGGAGACAAGCUCAAGAAGCUGUGGGAAUGCACCGACAAGACGAAGAACGAGAUUGACGCGAGGAAGGAGACAAAGUAG